Molecule: messenger RNA, 315 nt
Organism: Parnassius apollo (apollo)
Lineage: Eukaryota; Metazoa; Arthropoda; Insecta; Lepidoptera; Papilionidae
Source: the annotation of a GenBank genome assembly
AUGUACUCGUACAUGCAACACCUCACCUGCACAAGUAACAAUCCAUACUUGCACAAGAAACAGUUCAUACUUACACAAGAUGCAGUCAAUAACUGCACAAAGAACAAUCUACAGCUGUACAAAAAGCAAUCCAUACCUGCACAAGAAGUAGUCUGUGCCUACACAACAAGCAAUCCUUGCACGAAGUUCAUAUCUGCACAAGAAGCAGUCAACAUCUGCAAAAUAAGCAGUUUAUAUCUGAACAAGAAGCAGUCUAUACCUGCACAAGAAGCAUUCCAUGUCUCCAUAUCAUAUGCCUGCACAAAAAGCAGUUAA